Messenger RNA from Branchiostoma belcheri (Belcher's lancelet), 5612 nucleotides. Its product is annotated as muscleblind-like protein 3. The transcript is spliced from 12 exons. The record is from RefSeq and is a predicted model, not a curated record. NCBI's taxonomy places the organism in Eukaryota, Metazoa, Chordata, Leptocardii, Amphioxiformes, Branchiostomatidae. The coding region runs from base 571 to 1923 and encodes 450 amino acids. Gene Ontology annotation, molecular function: metal ion binding.
CAGCCUUCCCUGUGUAUAAAUAGACGUGUCAAAACGCUAGGCACUUGAUCAUUGGCCUUGGCCUGACUGUGAUAACGUCACAUGCCGCUCAUUUUCUAACUGCUGUGAGCUGGAGGAAGUCAUAAGGUGCUGCCUGUGCUUCCCGGCCAAAUGCUACACAACUAAGAUUGAUGACCGCGCCAUGACAAGAGAGUGACCAGACCAACGACAACAGUUCCAGCCCUGCUGCUUCCACUGCUUCAGCCCUAUCCAAGACAGCCCUCUUUACAUGCCUGUAAUACGAUAUUGAGCUGAUCAACCACGCCAAGCGCUCAUUGGCAUUCAGAGAAUACUGCACCAGAAUUUCUUUGGCCAAACGUCACCUUUGCCAAGCUGCAAAUUCAAGUGCAAACAGCAUCACGUCUCUCCCUCCUGAACUUGGACCCUUGAAUGACUGACGGGAAAAUUGCUGGCUGUAGAGUCAAGUGAUAUUUGACUUUCCGGUGCGUGCUGGGGGCUGACGUGUCCACAGACCUGCAACCAAAGUAAGACUAUCUCCAGCCCGUAGUUUUCAGUGAAAUAUCCAUAUUUAUGCAGGCCGGUAGGGAAGUCCUGGAGCCCAAUAUAAUGGCCGUCAGAGAUAAUCGGUGGCUGACGUUAGAAGUCUGCCGCGAGUUUCAGAGGGGAACAUGCACCAGACCGGACACAGAAUGCCGCUUUGCGCACCCGGGCAAGCAGGUACAAGUUGACAACGGACGCGUCGUCGCCUGCUUCGACUCUUUAAAAGGACGUUGUACCAGAGAAAACUGCAAGUACUUGCACCCGCCACCCCACUUGAAAUCCCAGCUAGAAAUCAACGGACGCAACAACCUAAUAGCCCAAGCAAACGCAAAGAAUCAGAUCCUACAGCAAGUGCCAUUUCAACCUAUCCUGCCGGGGUCUCAACUGCAACCAAUGGAUCAGUACCUGAAACUCUGGGGAUAUCAGUGGAAUACCAAUUUGGAACAGGCCACCCCGCAGUUCAACAACAUUCAGGCUGCCGCAGCCUUUAAUCCGUACUUGAACCCGAUGGCACCUUCAUCGGUGGGGCUGGUGCCCACGGAGGUUCCGUUUCCAAGUGCCGUGCCGCUAGUGCCUGGGGCCAGUGCUCCUGCAGUGCUUCCAGCGAAGAUUGCUCGCACUGACAGACUGGAGGUCUGCCGUGAGUUUCAGCGUGGAAACUGCACAAGAGGAGAGAAUGACUGUAAAUAUGCCCACCCUACCGAGGGGGUAACAGUCGACACAUCCGACAACUGUGUCACAGUGUGCAUGGACUAUAUCAAGGGUCGCUGCACACGGGAGAAAUGCAAGUACUUCCACCCACCCCCCCACCUGCAGGCCAAGAUCAAGGCAGCUCAGCACCAGGCACAGCAGGCCGCAGCUGCCAUGAGCCCUCUUGGGACUUUAGACAUGACGCCUGACAAAGUUCAAAGCCUGAAGCGUCUCCGAGACCCCUCGGACGACUUACUGGGAUUCCCACCUGGCAUGGUUCCGUACGCCAAGCGUCCCACCCUGGACAAAAGCACACUGUACAACCCCCAACUUGCCGCGCAGUACCAGCAAGCCAUCGCCUCUAUGCAACUCCAGCAGGGCCAACAGCCCUUUGUCCCCACGGGUACUGCCUUCCCUCCCAUGAUGCUCCCUGCUCCCGCUGGUGCAGCCACUGCAGCUUCCAAUGUUCCUUACUUCAAUGCACAAAACCAGCCUACGGACCAGCUGCCCGUCUGCCGUGACUUCAAGGCCGGGAACUGCAAACGACCAAACUGCCGUUACGUGCACCUAGUGGAAGGUGAGGCCACACCCCAUGCAAUCUUCCCACCAUACUACUACCCACCAUCAUCAUCACAACAGCCCAUGGCCGGGAUGUGGGAUGGGACCGUUGCCAGCAUACCGCAGUUUUUGUAGACCAUGUUGAAGUGGUUGAUGGGAAGGUUACGGUCUGCCGGGAUGCUUUGAAGCUGAAGUGUGCCCGCCCGAUGUGCAAGUACUACCACCUGCCCGCCGGCCAAUCCCUGCCAACCGCCACCACCAUAGUCUGACACGCUGACCCACACACCGCACAGCUGCCAACAAUCCAACCAACGACACAGCCACCGUCUGCGCCGUUCUGACUCUCAGCAGCAAAUGCAGCGUCAAAUCGCGUUGCAUUCGCAGCUGGGCCUUUCCGUCCACCUUUGCGUCAUGAAUGUAGGCGAAGGCAAAAGUUUGUACGCCACAUUCGGCUACGCAAACGUGGGGAAUUGGAUUCCUGGCAGCUCUGUCGUGACAUCAUAAAAUAGCAUUGUUACUACGACUACUGGAUAGAAUCUCAAAUCCCUCUCCACUUGACAGAUACUUCUAGAAUAUGUAUGUUGCUCUCUCUCCCCCCUUUAGGUGCUAACAAAUGUUUCCCAGAUGGCAGCAGUCGAAACCAAAGCCAUUUAAUUUUUAUUAUUAAUGUGUAAAUUGUGGACAUAAUUUUCCUAUGAACUUUUUCAUAAUGAUUGAUAACAGUGUUCCUAUAUUUGUCCUAAUAUUGUGCAAAGCACGAACGUACGUACGCAAAGAAAUGGUCAUUUUUUAGAGACUGCUCGAGGGCAGAGUGAUCCAGCUGAAACAAAAAUGCUUGUGAAGCAUUGUGUUGUUGCACCACUGAUCCAAUGGGCCGAAGGCCAUGUGGAGGGUGUUUUGGGGGGCUCCUCAAUCACAGAUUGAUCGUGGCAAAGGUCCGUCAUGACGGGCGGACAGAAAGAAGGACAAAGUCUGAAGCCAUAGGCACACUGCGAACUGCAGGACAGGUCACAGCAGAAAUGAUAGGAAAAUUCCAUGUGACUCGGAACCCCCCAAAUCACCUGCCUGUAGUGACUAUUUCCUGGCGCUUGAGGCAUGCCUAGCAUGUAAAUUAAUAAGAACGAGUUGUAAAGAAGAACCCUGUGGGGAACACGCGCUUGUAAAAUAGCUGAGGGAAAAGCUCCGAGCCGGUGCUACCUUUAACCGUCAUCAGGUGCUGCUAGGGAAGGACUUGGCAUGGUGAAGACUGUGGAGGGAAAAGGGUUAAACGAGAAGGAUUAGCAUAAGGAAUGGGCUGCCAAACAUAAUAACGUACAAACCAUUAUUCUUGACAAAGUGACAAAAAAAACUUUCCACUGAUGCACUUAAUGUGAGAAAACAAUCAGAAUUCCCGUUUAUGUAAAUUUGUAGCCAUGUUUCACACCGUCCCCACAAUGUCUCACCAACUCCUCUGUAUCCAACGCCCGACGCAUCUGAACGUGUGAACUAAGCACCGAGAUGAAAAAGUGAUGUGGGUGGUGCCAUUCUGGAAUCAAGAACGGCAACUUCAUGACUUUAGUUCUGACCUUGGAUACACGAUGAUUGGAUGGGGGUAAAGAGGAUGGUUUGUGCAGUUUUGAGGGAACAUUGAUUUUUAGUGCAAAUUGUGCUUCCAAUGUGAGCACGGGGCUGCCAUCUUGGAAACUGGUGACCUUGAUGAUCUAGGACUGGUUGAUAGAGAAUGUAGGAAUAGUAAGAUUAGACUUGUAGUGCAGAAUUUCCCAAUCAAUGUAUCUAUGAAAGCAAAAAAUUUAAUUGAAUCAAAAUUGAAUUUCCCUUGAAUUGUUUCUAUGGAGCUAGAAUUUUUAUAAAGAUGGAUUGAAUGAAUGACUUUCAUCAUGUAAUGUACUCGAAAUGUGAAUUCACUACCAAAUAUGGAAGUGCACUAAUUUUGAAUGCAUCUAGCUGUUGGAGAGGUGGUAGAAUUAUGUGUACUUUUAAUGUAGACAAAAAAAUCUGAAGUUCUCUUAUUGUAUGAAUAGUAGAGAGUAUUGUGACUACAGUUUGAACUAUGUAAUGUCACCAAUGCUAAUCCUGUGUAUAACAUUGUAGGGGUAGUGCUAGAAUUUUAAAUUAGGAAUUUAGCAAAGUGGGAAUGGAAUCUAGAAAUUGUAAAUUCUAAAAUGUAGAGCUACAAUUCUUGAAACAACUUUCUAUAUCUUUCACAUAUCAGGUUUGUUGUUCAUUUGUUCUUAGUUAAGAUUCAACAUUAUUUUACUACCUAAAGUUAAUUUCUAUUUUAAGGAUGACAAAAUUAUCGUCAAUUGUAAUGAAUGUCAUCUUGUAGUUAUUUUCCAUCCAAUUGAAAAAAAAAUCAAAAAUGAAAAAUUUUAGAAAAUACAAUCCUAUAAUUACAAUGAUAGAAGUCAUUGUUACUAUAAAUAAAUGGUUACAAAAUGCCUUGUGGCUUAGUGAAUAGAAAUUACUAGGAAUUCUUUCACAUAAGGAUUUCCUCCGAAGCAGAACAUGCUUGCGACGGCCAACGUUAAGUCCAGGCUGGUAUACAUUGCUAUUCUUGCUGGAAAGCAUGUAUUCUGAUCCAUGUUACAGUGUAUACUGAACUGACAGAUCCAGUACUGUUCCCAGUACUGUUUCCACUCAGUACUGUAUUCAGUACUGCCUCUGUACCUACUUAGCUGCUGUAAGGUCAGGCUUCUUAUGUUUGGCCUCUAGGCAGAUUUACUCUCCAGCUUCCCAUCAAUUCAGAUGGCAACAGUGAAACUUAAAAGACGUAACCUUCAAACCUGAUAAAUCCUGCAGAAGUUUUUCAGAGAACUGAAAACUGAACAGAUGUAGUGGGGAUGGAAAUCAUCUAGGUACUUGCUUCCUUCCCCAAAUUGACAACAUUCAAACUACAACACAAAACUUCACUACAAUUUACAAAUUAUAAUGUCUUUGGUGACAGUCGAGAUAUAAUCUAAUUACAGUACACAAAUGUUUCAAUGUCUGACAAUAUUACAGACACUAGAUGAGAAAUGGAGUGGUGGGAAUCUGGUAAAUAUUAGCUUUACAUACAUAAGUACAUGCACGAUGAGUUAAUGUAUAAGAAACACUUGAGACAGCUUUGCUCUGUUUAAUUAGUAUAGAUGUGUAGCAAACUACAUUGUAUUACUAUUAGUUAAAACUCUGGAGAAAUGACCACCGAACAGUCGAAUGACAAACAGAGCCGUGAAGCAUUAUGUACCAUUAGCCAGCCAUCCAAUCACGGUACCUGUAACAUCUAAGCAGUUUCUCUGCACACAUUGUGUGUUGUCAUUGGCUGCCAAUAGACAAACAGAAGAGGUUGUUACAAAUGAGUUGCAAAAGGGCAUUUCUGCACAGUGCGGAGUGUUCCUUCAAUCAUGGAAAUGAGGCUCGUGCAAUUAGUGUGGAAAGGACACCGAUCCAUUUCGGUGAGAUCAGAGCUAACGUUUUAGUCUUCUUUUUUCCUAGAUCCAGUAUUUUUAGUUUUAUUUUUCUAAAAUUGUAAUCGCAGCCAGAGAAGAUCUCAGUAUGAGACAACAUCCUUCCAUACUACACUAACGUGCAGAGUUGCAUACUUGUGUUCCAUUGUUGCGAGGCUUAGUCGGUAGUGUUGUAUGAUGAUGAUAUAAAAAAACAGUGGAUGUACACUGAACUAUGGCUUACUAGAAACGUUUAACGUUCACUUUCCAACAUAUGCUAGUCUUGGCUUGAUUUAUAUGUGUUUUGUCCAAUAAUUUGUGUGUUUUCUCUUUCAUACUCUGGUUAUGAUGGCCUCCACAGCCAGCUGCUUAGUAAAGCAAAGUAUCAGAGUAUAAUCUCAA